UUAGAGUUUUGUAGUACUGACAAAUAUGUCGGCCGCUGGAAAUCUCUUAUCCCCCAAUUUAUUUUGACAUAUGAGAAGAACACACAGUUAUUGUGGGAUUAUUGUCACCUGAUUUUCUUCUAUUUAGCUGACGUAUUUGUAAACUGGCCUGCAAACAGAUGCGAGCUAUUUUAAAGUGAAGUGACAAGGCAAGCAGCUUCCACCCAGCUAACAGUAGAGCUAGGUGGGUAGUAGAAACGUCAGCCGUAUGUGUGUGUGGCUAGCUAGUCAACAUUAACGGUAUGUGUACCAGCUCGGUACCGGACUAGCUAACGGUAGCCACCACAGCAAGAUUCGUGACGUUACAGGUCGCUGUCACCGCUGAAUGAGUCGCAUGGAUAUAAAUGGAUGUAACGCUCAGGAGCUGUCUCUGCUGAUUAUUAUCACAAGAGGAACCUACAGCACCAGGACUGGCACGGCCCGGUCACCGGGCUUGGACCCAGAACCAGAGUAAAGCCUCCGUACAGGUGCAGCAUCCUGACCAACCAGACUGGAUUCACUUUUUUUUGUGACCCUGGACGGCCUUUUGAAAUUCCUAUUCACUAGUGCCACCUCCGUGUUUCAUUCAAACACGCAAAGUGGUUCACGUCAACAGUUGAGGAGCCCACUGAUCAGCACUGGAUUCUGUUUUCAAGGUGGAGCAGGAUACUUCAAACCUCAAACACUUCAGGAUACAAUGGCCCUAGGAAUCACCAUCUUCCAGACAUAAAAGCUACUGCUUUUCCAAUUGUUGUUGACGUCCUAUUUAGGACGUUGCUCCAGAGAGGCUGUAUCCUCCAGGGGAGUGUUGUGGGAGCAUGUUAUCCAAGCCUCAGUGCUCUGCACUGGGGAUGGAGUCAGAGGGAAGGCCCUGAUAGUCCCUGGAGAAGAAAAGAAGGCAAAACACAAAUCGGCCUGUAGCUGGAAGACUGACAGUUACAUAACGAACACCAGUGGGAGAACUGAGUUUUUCUAUUUUGCCAUUGCUGGCUUGUAUGAAAUAAUACAAUUAUCUCACACAUACCCCCCCAGCGCUCCAAAUCAAGACUGUUAGUUUAGUUCUUUCUCAAAAAUUGAAUUUCCAUGUACACUAAUGGAUGUUCUACUGGAUUUUCCCCCAGAUGUUUUGGAAAAAAUCACAUGCCCACUUCCUGCUUUUUAUCUUCCAAUCACAUCCCUGGGGCAACUGGCAGGUGAGGUGGUUUGAAUUGGCCACCGGCAGGGUUUAGGGAUGCCCCGACACAGGAAAACCAGGUUACCCCACUGGCCGGUUUACAGACUGCUGUUUCUAAUACGAGUCCUGGACUGAAAGCACGUAGUCUCCUCUAACAGAGAGCAAGGGGUUGUCACAUUUUAUUUUCAAGACAUUUUCUAACAUUGCUACGGCUGCCCAGACUGCUCAUCUCUGGGUGCUAAAAACGUGAAAUGAAUGGGAUUCUCCAUACAUUCUGCUAGCACAGGCUAUAAACAAGCCCAUUUCCCCUUUGAGGUCUUGACCUGCAAUUUUUCUACACUGAGGACAGUCGUCAUCCCAGCCUUUUUCUUCCAAGCUUCCCUCUCCAUUUUCUCUUUCUUUCAGCCUCAUUUCAUGUCGUGCAGUUUCUUUUGGUCCAUCUUGUAAAUCCAUCACCUACCAAAACGGCCUACCUCUGCCAACUCUUGUACCUCACGAAACUCCCAUUUAUAGACCCAUCGAAUCAAACGGGAGGAGUUUUAGCUGAGGUCUUCUGUCUGUCACGAUGUGAUUGGACUUUACAGUACCAAAACACUUAGGAACUAAGUUAUUGUGUUUUAAUGGAAGGAUCAAAAUAGUUUUUUAAAAUCUCAGUCACGGUCAUGUUUUUUUAUUGCACUUUUAUUAUGUUUUUCACUCAGCCUUUAUUCGCCUUGCUGUACAACAAAUAGAUAUUUUUUUUUUUUAGACUGAUUUUACUUUUGUGGAAACUGACCUGUGAGAAUGAUUAGUUUCUAUUAGCUUGUAUUUGUAAUGGAUUGACAUGUUGUGUGGAACAGAGUCAAACUAGUGUUGUGUAUUUACCUGUAAUUUUUGUAUGAGAUAGUUGUCCAGACACCACCUACAAUUUACAAUCUCUGCGACUUGAACUUAAACACACACACACACACACACACACACACACACAAAGGAUCAUCAGGAAUGACCUAAGAAAACACGUAAUUGCUCCUCAUCUCAUUGUGGUGAAGAAGAGUAUUUUCCUCUUUUCUACCUGAAAGAAGAAGCCCUCCUCAAUUAUCCCUCCAUCUAUUUUAUCCUUUAUAUGUUUCCUUUUUACCACUUGUUAAUUUCUGUGCCAAUACUACUGAUCCAUUCAUUGCAACACACCUAAAGGAACUCUGAAUGAUACAUUCCUCAGCAUAGCAGCAGUUGCUUAAAAGACACAUACUCCUACACAAAGGAAGUGAUGCCAGGUGGCAGCAGUAAGAGUGGAGGGCGGGGUCCGUCCUCAUCUCCUCUCCCCCACGCCGUUGUCCAGCCCAGCAGACCACUGAGACCCUCCCGCUACGUCCCGGUGUCAGCAGCCACUUUCUUCCUGGUUGGCUCCACCACGCUCUUUUUCUGCUUCACGUGUCCAUGGCUUUCAGAGCGUUUCUCAGUAGCUGUGCCCAUCUACAAUGGAGUCAUCUUCUUGUUUGUUUUGGCUAACUUCUGUAUGGCCACAUUCAUGGACCCCGGCAUCUUCCCGAGAGCUGAGGAGGAUGAGGAUAAGGAGGAUGAUUUCCGUGCUCCCCUCUACAAGACGGUGGAGAUCAGAGGGAUCCAGGUCAGAAUGAAGUGGUGUUCAACCUGCCGCUUCUACAGACCGCCACGCUGCUCCCACUGCUCUGUCUGCGACAACUGUGUCGAGGACUUUGACCACCAUUGUCCUUGGGUGAACAACUGUAUCGGCAGGAGGAACUACCGCUACUUCUUCCUCUUCCUCCUGUCUCUGACAGCUCACAUCAUGGCGGUGUUCGGAUUUGGGCUGCUCUUUAUCCUCUACCAUCGGCAGAACAUUGACCGCCUGCACGCCAUCGUCACGCUGGCAGUAAUGUGUGUUGCAGGUCUCUUCUUCAUCCCUGUUGCUGGCCUCACUGGCUUCCACAUAGUGCUUGUGGCCAGAGGCAGGACAACCAAUGAACAGGUAACAGGGAAGUUCAGAGGAGGUGUUAACCCUUUCACCAAUGGCUGUUGGAAGAAUGUCUCUCAUGUCCUCUGCAGCUCACAGGCACCCAGGUAUCUGGGCAGAAAGAAGUGUGUGCAGAGUGUGUGUGUGCAGCCUCCCUUUCUGCGGCCACAGCUGACAGAGGCCCAACUGGCUGCAAAGAUCCUGGACAACGGCAUACAGGGAGACCUGCACCGGUCAAAGUCCAGUCUGGAAAUGAUGGAGAGCCAGUCAUGUGAUGCAGAGCCACCUCCUCCUCCUAAACCAGAACUCCGCUACCCUGGAAUCACCAGAGGAAAUACAGAGGAGUGCAGUCUGCUGAACAAAGCCCCUCCCACCCCCACCAUGUACAAAUACAGGCCCAACUACAGCCCUGGCAAGAACCACACAGCGCUCACACACGCUUACGCCAACCAGUUGAGCCGAGGGGAGAGUGUUGGCAGUGCCAGGGACUCCUCUUCCUCCACCUCCUCCCUCCUUCAGGCCAGCCAGCAGCCAGGUUUCCGCUCCCAGCCCAGCUUGGACCGUAGGGACACUUCAUCUGAUCGAGUGGGUGAGGGAGGAGGUGGGGAGAGGAGGGAGGGGAGGAGAGAGGUGGGGGGAGGGGGAAUCCCUGGCUAUUCCCUUGGCGGACGCUCGUACCCCUCCUUCUCCGACCCUACGGUCCUGUCAGCAGUGACGUCGCGGUCUUCCAGCUCCACACACACCUCAGCAGGCGCCGUCCACGUCUCUGAGGCAACCACCAACUCAGCCAGCUUCAAGAGCUUAGCCAAUCAGACACCCCCGCCUCACCACCCGUCCCGCAAUGGUAGCCUGUCCUACGACAGCUUACUGGCAGGUGGGGAGGAUUUCGACAAAGGGGUGGUUGUUGCUUCAGCAGCACCUGAAGUUUCCUCAGGGAGACCCUGCACACCAGCAGCAGGCGGCUACAGCUCCCCCUUCCAGUCGUCACAGCAGAGAGAUGCUGAGAUGCACUCCCAGUCCUCCAAGUCACCCCAUCACUACCACCACUCCUCCCACCACCACCACCACCACUCCUACCUCCAUCGCUCCUCCUCCUCCACGUCUUCCUCCCCACCGCCUCCUCCAGAGAGGGAGCGACUGUUGAGCGAGCUCCAAUCUGGGGCUCACCCUCUACCUGGCAAUCAGGCCUCGGCACCUCCAUCAUCCUCUGCGCCUCCUCCCCCACACCAUCAUCACCACCACCACCACCACCAUCACCACCACCACGGCCAUCACCACCACCACUCAUCCUCCUCUUCCUCUACAUCCCGCCCUCCUCGCUUUGCUGCUCCCCAUGCACCACCCCACCACGCUUAUCCCUACCGCACUCGAUCCACUGACACCCCUCUGGGCUCCUCCUCCACCUCCACGACUCACCCUCCCCGCUCCCCGCACCCCCCGCCUCUGGGCAAAUCGCUUUCUUACUCGAGCGCUGCCGCCGCUGAAAUGCAGUACCGACUGGUCCGAAAGGCAUCUGCGUCAGCUGGAGCGAAUGCGGCGGGGGUAGGAGGAGGAAGUGGAGUGAUAGGAGGAGGAGGAGGAGGAGGAGGAGGAGGAAUACAAGCGCCAAAGGAUGAGCUGAUCCAGAUGAAACCCCUGAGUCGGACCAAUGGCGGCCAGCCCUUCUCCACCUCGUCUUGCUCCGCCCCUUCCUCUCCCGCUCACCCAGUCAGCGUGUCCCCCCGCCACAGAGUGGCCUAUCCCAGUUCGGCAUUGAUGCAGAGUCCCACCCACAAGUCACAGGGUGGCGGCGUGAAGAAGGUGACAGGUGUCGGGGGCACUACCUACGAGAUUUCUGUCUGAGUGACAAGCAGCCUUCUCUUAAGGACCAAUGAGACAAAGUGGAGAUUAUGCUGUCUCCUGGGGUUUUACAAUCCAACAAAGCACUGAGCGACUGUAGACCUGGACCUCUGAGGACCUCUGCAACUUUUUGUCCAGAUCUCAUUCCUCAUGGCUGACUGUCCUGCCACAUAGACCUCCACCUCAAUAACUCUGCUGCUAAAAUAAGAGGAAGACCAAGGUAGCCAGGAUCUGCUGCCACUGGGCUAUUUAAGACUACUGGACAAAAAAGGAAAUGGAUUUUCUCCUCACUGCAGCAUAGUAGCGUGGUCAUUGUGUGGGUAUAGCAGCGCAAGGCAUUAGCACUGCCGUCGCGGUGACUUUGAUCCACCAAUGAGCUCUGACUGGAGUUUAACUUAAAGUCAUCAAAGGUUUUAAUCAGCAAUUUUGGACUCUGCAUUAACCCAUAAGAGCCCAGACCAGUUAUCCUGAAAGGAAAAUGAUGGGGGAUAUACCACAGAACAAGUGGACCACACAGAACACAAUUAUGAUGUUUUUAAAGAAAAAUACUACCCCUAAAUCAAGAUCAAAGAUCUGAGAUGUGACAUAUACAUUACAAUUGGCGUUUAUGGUAUUUAUGUUUAUAUUUCUUAUUUAAAAAAACAAAAAAACUACAGAAACACAAAGCAUUUUUUUCUGCUUACAGAAACAAAUUUUUCUUUGCAUCUCCAAAACAUUAAUCAACAUUUUUUUUCAGAUUUGUAACAAAAUAAUAAUAAAAAAUCAAUAAUAAAUAAAAACAAGUAACCAUUUGCCUUUUUGUCUGCAUCUCCACAACAUUUAUCAAAAUUGCGACACUAAUAGGGCUGUUUAACGACAAAUUAUUUUUUGUUUUUAAGCAACAAAAUAAUAAUAAAUCAAUAAAUAAAAACAAAUAACCAUUUGCCUUUUUGUUUGCAUCUCCAUAACAUAUAUGAAAAUUGUGACUUUAAUUUGUUCAGGAAAUAUAGUCAGAACAAGUUAAUGCAAUACAGGACACCCUAUUAAUGGAUUAGAGUUGUUAAAUGGGUUUAAAUUUAGCCUCGUAAACAAAAAAUACGCUUUUUAAAAUUAGCUACAUUUUCACAUUUCUGUUUCCAGUCACAGCCACAUUUUGGAGAAGUCACUUCUUGUCACAGUCACAUGACCACCACACCAGGGUGUUGAGUAUGUGUCGCUUAGGGAUUUAAUGAGUUAAGAUGAAGCAUAAAGCUGAAUAUGGGAGAUUUUAGAAGAUUUAAAGUGUUACACAGUCUCACCAUGGGUUCUUAUGGGUUAAUAUAAAAAUUGGUGCAGAUGUUUAAUAUUUCAACAUUUUUCCACCAUCACACUCACAUUUCGAACAUCAUUGAACACAUAAGGAUAAUGAUAAUGAUUAUGAUGAUGAUAGUAAUCACAUGCAUUAAAAGAGAUCCAAAUCAGAGUAGAAUCCAUUCAAAGUGAAGGGCUUCUCAUAGACAACCAGUCUAGUAUAAACUAAACGUGUCAUCAGUCAUAUCAGAUGGAGUCUGAGAUAGUUCCUACAACAAGUUCUGGCAACAUUUGUCUUCAUCCACCAACUGCAGUGAUUUCAUUGGACCAUGAACACAGAUGGUGUGUGUGUGUGAUGCAGAAUCAGUGACUGCUGCCACUCGGCUCCAGGCCCCCAUCUCCUUCACAGAAAUGCACAACAGGAGCUCAGUAAUCCAGCAACUAGUAGGAUUUAUUGUGAAUGAGCUGGAAGGAGUCACACAGGAACUUUUCCAUUGAUGUUGCUGCGGGUAUUGACUUGCCUUUCAAUGGAGGGAUGGAAAAGAACUAAACGCUGAUUCCCUGUUUGAGUCAUUUGUUGAUUUAUUCUUAGAUGUGAAUAUGAUUCCAUGUUUGUACAGAGUGAUGUGAUUUUAAAUGUGGAUUUCUUUUUUCAUACCAGACUGCAGCAUGCACUACUAUUACUACUAGCCAGUAUAGGCCACUGUGGUCUGUUGGAACAAACAGGAAGUGAGGAAACUAAAGUGAACAAGAAAAUCACGUGCAGACCUUUUGUUGUUAAUAAGCUCCUAAAGAAAAGGCCGGUCUUUCUACAAAAUUCAUUCCUCGAGCAAUUGCCUUGAAAAUUAAAGUGUUUUUUAUGUCACCUAAUUCAUUUGAAAUUCUUUCAUGGGAAUUUCUAUGGUGUUCUAGCUGUUGAUAAAUGAGUUUUUAAUGAUUACUUUUAAAAUGGUGGUAAACAGAAGAAAGCAGCCUGUCUGAUUGGUUCAGGUUGAAUGCCUUAUUUCUCACAUCGUCACAAAAAAAAGGCUCUUAAUCUUUGUAGCCGUCUAUAAAAUCGCCACCUGCAUAUGAUCUUUAUUCUAUGACAGAGUACCAUGGCUUCUGUUUUAAAACUUGAUUUCAAGUAUUAAGCCAGUGGCUCCAUUUCUCUGUCUUACUAUUUAGACUGGGGACUACAUAAGCUUUAACCCUUUGAUGCACAACAUAUUGACACCCUCUAAUGCACAACAUGGGUCAAAAAUGACCUGCAUUCCUUUCCCAUGUUAUGUAAUGCUUGCUGUGUGUUUCUGUGCUCUCUUUUCUUUAAAUAUCUUGUUUUUGAUAACAAUAGAUCAUUAUUUCCAUUUUGCCUCUCAUACUUUAUGAAGAAAAAAAGUUUUUGUAUUAUUACAUAGCUAACUAUUUGGCUAAGUAGUGUGCUAAGCUAACUACGUAGCCAAGAAGUUAGCUAAGUAGUUAGCUUAGCAAGCUACUUAGCUAACUACUUAGCCAAGCUACUUAGCCAAGUAGUUAGCUUAGCAAGUUACUUAGCUAAAUACUUAUCCAAGAAGUUAGCUAGGUAGUUAGGAUAGCAAGCUACUUAGCUAAAGCAUUAGAAGAGUUGUGACACAAAAUGGGAUUUUAUCAAAAAAUGAAUCACGAAAAAACAUAAAAUUAGGAUGUAUGAUGAUCAAAAAUGGGGAAAACCUGGAAUACUGAAUGAUAUAAAUAAUUUCUUGCAAAGAUAUAGAACAUACAAACUCAUAUAUAUCGGGUUACUUUAGACCCAUGUUGUGCAUCAAAUAGUUAACUAAGCAUAGCUUUAACUUAAUGUUGGACUCAUUUUACAUGCUUAACCCUCUUGGUCCACUGUGGACAUUUCCAGCCAUAUGUCAUUUUCUACUUUUGUUUUGGCAAUAAUUUUGGCUGCGAUACUGCAAAUGACAUGAUUUUUGGAAGAAGGAUUUCUUUCUUGAUAUAUUUUGAAAUUACAUUUUUUCUAAUGGGUCAAUAAUACACUGUGUACAAAUUUACUACCCUGUCAGACCCUUCGGGCUGAAAAUGUCCUCCUCCAAAAAAUUUGCUAUAAAUAUUUUUUUCUACUUUUUUUCUGCAUAAACCUCUUAAACAACUUCUGCCCUGCUCAAAACUACCAAAGAUUCAAAGAUUUUGAGGAUUUUAACCCUUAAAAUGCCAGUUUGAUUGCACAAUGUCACUGUUUUUCCAAGAAAAAAAAAAAAAAAAUUAGUUUGUUGAGUUAACUAAAAAUGCAUCAAAAUCAAUUUUGUUCUUAUUUUUUGACAUAUCCAAGGCUGUGAUAAAAACCAAUGCCCCAGCCAAAAAUUAUUUAUUAUAUGGAAAAUAACUACAUUUUUGUUUUGUUUUUCAUAAAAAACAUUGGUGACAUUGUGCAAUCAAAUUGGCAUUUAAAGGGUUAAAAUGCCCAAAAUGUUUAAACAUUUGGUAGUUUUGAGCAGGGCUGAAGUUGUUCAAGAGGUUUAUACAGAAAAAAGUGGAAAAAAAUAUUAAUCUGUAAAGUUUUUAUGGCAUUUUUUUUGGAAGUGGACAUUUUCAGGCCGAAGGGUCUGAAAGGGUCGUAAGUUUUAAAUCUGACACUACACAAAAACUAAAAAUGCAUUCAAAUAAAUUUUGUCGCUUAUCUUUGACAUAUCCAAGGCUGUGAUAAAAACCAAUGCCCCAGCCAAGAACUAUUUAUUAUAUGGAAAAUAACUACAAUUUUGUGUUUUUUUUCAUAAAAUACUUCAGUGACAUUGUACAAUCAAACUGGCAUUUAAAGGGUUAAAAUCCUUUGAAUGUUUGGUAGUUUUGAUUGGGGUAGAAGUUGUUUAGGAGGUUUAUGCAGAAUAAAGUAGAAAGGUAAAACAUAGAAGAGGCUCCUGGUCGACUAAAUCCAGUAGUGACGAGCUCACAGACAUCUCUCCUUGUUGAACCAUUGUUUGCAAAAGAUUUCACAUCCAAAUUUGAGCAUCAGAUGGGAUAUAUGGGAUCAAGUCAAAGAACUGUGUUGCCCCAAUUAAACUUGGAAUCAGCUGUACAGUAAAAAUAAAACUCUUUAUGUGAGCGUUGUAUUUUAGACUGACUUGAAAUCUGAACAAAUCCGUUUAACUUCAUCGUAAAUCUUUAAAAGUCAAAUUGAGAGAUUUCUGUCUCCUCUGCCUGUGAGUGAAUGACACCACUUGUCUUAACUGCACAUCAAAACACCUCACAGUAUCAUGUGGGUGUAAAUAUAAAAAAUAUUAGUAUUACAUCUGGAUAAAUAAACUAUAAUGGUAUUGACAGAGAGCAGCAGCAGCAGCUGGACGACUGGACACUAGUAGUAACAUUGCAUGAGGAAACCUUGAAAAUUGAAUAAUCUGACACCAACAGAAACUCCUCAGCAUUUCUCUCUGCACAGAUUGCUGAUGGGGAAUGAUGAGCAGGAGACGUCCAAGUUCUCAGUUUAACAAAAGUUUAUUACAAUACGUCAAAAAAUGUGCAGUUACAGAGCUCUGGGUUCAAAUCUACAUGUCCCUGAAACACAGAUGGGUUCAGUUCGUGAAGUCUGAGCCACGUCUAAUUUCCCUGAACCCAUUAAAUCCUCACAAUUGUUUACAAAACAUGCUGGUCGAAUUCUUCCAGGAAGUUCCGCCUUCAUCCGCUGAUUCGCCAGUUUUAAUCAAUACAAAGGCACGUCAUGCCACCUGGUUGCUUGCUGCCCGGAACAAGGCCGUGACAUCAAGUCCUGACCUGCUGACAAACUUGUUAGGACAAACAUUCUGCCUUGUUAUGUCUUACAGAGAUCCCUCACACAGGAUUUUCAUUCCGCUUUCCGCUUUCCGUGGUCUCACCGCUCUCUCCACACACACACACACACACAUACACACACUCACAAAUGCACACACGCACAGCAAAAACUGCAUCAAUAUAUCUGGAUGUCAUUGUUUGCAACAUAAUGAGAAGGCCAAAGGAUUUUCACUGUCUUACAUGGAUUCUAAAGUCUAAAAAAUAUGAAACAGACAAUAAUAUUCUUUGUGAUCAUAGAAUCUUAAUCAGUUUAAGCAAAUUAAAUAUAUGUAAUCAAAGUAAAUAAACUCAAACUCAAACCUCUCCAAGGUUUAGUGAAUUAUGCAUACAUAGUGACCUUUGAUAGUGACCUGCGUUGCGCACAGAGACAGACAACAGAGACAGACAAAAUAGACAGAAUAAUAAAAUUAUUUUAACAAUUCCCUCUUUUGACCUCACAUUCAAGAGGUCAGCUCAAACAAAAUUAUGAACAGUAGCAAUAUCAGUGAGCAGCAAAGCAUGCAUUUCAGAGUGGAUUAAUGUAAUUUGAUAUGGGGAAGGGGAUUUACCUUCGAUGACCCUGGAGAUGAGGCAGACACAGACACAGAUAGAGAAAUACACACAACACCACUAUGCUUGUGUCGUCAAUCUGUCAAUUCCUAUAUAUAAUAUAGUAAUAAUAUAAUAAUACUAGAAAAAUUCCUCUGGGGAAAUUCUGAAAGGGCCACGGGGGCUACUGCCGGUGUGUGUACACUAUGAUGAGAUUCUUCAGAGAUUUAUAACUAUGCCCUUUAACCUCAAAAUGUGUGUGCGCGCGCGCGCGCGCAGCGAAAAUCGCAUAAAGUUACCUGUGUGUGUAAUUAAAAUCACAUAAAGUUACCUGUGUGUGUAAUUAAAAUCACACAAAGUUACCUGUGUGUGUGUUUGAAGCAUAUGUAUGCAUGUGUGAGGAGUGUGCGCGCUUACGCGCAUGUGUGUGUGUGUGUGUGUGUGUGUCUGUAACUGUAAUCACAUCAAAGAUCAAAGGCAAUCAGAUCAAAGCAAUCAACAGAAUUAACUGACACCUAUUCCGGCAGAGUGCCAGCAGAGGUUGACAGACUAGAAUUUCUGGCCUUGAACAGAAAGCAUUUUUGGCAAAACCAUAAUACCUAUCAUUGAUCCGACUUCACUUUGAGCCUCCUAAAUUCUUCCUGAACGUCUACAUAUGUUUUUUUUUAAGAAAAAUUUAAAAAUAGCUUUGUUAGAGCGAUCUAAAAAAACUGUUACAUCUUCCUUCUUUAGAAAUCUUCCUGCGUUUUUAAUAUGGGAGCCAAUGAGGCUGUUGGUGUGUGUUGGUGGCACAUCUGUGCGUCCUACGCCCAAACUGUAAUUCUGACAGCUUUACCAGAGGAUUGUGAGUGAGAAGACAAAAUUUCCUACGUUUCUAUGUAUAAAUUAUUUCUGUAGAGUGGAAUUUGCGGCCUGGAGCGCAGUUUUCAAAUUUAUUUUUUGACAAUUUUUUCUCUCCCUACACUCUGGCGAUGAUGUCACACACUGUGACACGAACAUUCCGUGCAAUACACACCCAUUAUAAUCUCAGAAUUUCUCCAAAAAUGAUCAUGGUCAUUGAACAGGGAUUGAUAAAAAACUAUAUGACCUAUCGGAAUGUGGAUUAAUACACUGAUACACAAGACUUGUGUCUACUGUUUAAAGUUUAAAUGGAGUCUCUAGGUGAAAUUAUGCCGGAGAAGUAGACGUUUAAAAAUCUCCAAUUAUUGUUCUUUUUCGCUCAUUUUAUUUCAGCCGUCCCAUUCAUUUCAAUGCAAAAUUUUGGGCAGUUUUUCGCGACUUACGUUGCGACUUACGUUGCGACUUACGUUACGACUUACGUUGCGAAAAAUUCAUAUUCUGUAGAGAAAAGUAAUAGCACACCGAUCCCAAUCAAACCGCACGUUUUGAUAUAUAAUUUGUCCUUCGCCCUUAUAACCACUUUUAUAUAUAGCGUGUUGUGCGUUCAGAGCUGGUCUUCUGCUGUUUUGUCCAACCGUGUCCGGUUGG
Molecule: messenger RNA, 12053 nt
Organism: Centropristis striata (black sea bass)
Lineage: Eukaryota; Metazoa; Chordata; Actinopteri; Perciformes; Serranidae
Gene: zdhhc5a
Product: zinc finger DHHC-type palmitoyltransferase 5a
Exons: 12
Coding region: 2439-4985 (848 amino acids)
Biological process (GO): protein palmitoylation
Molecular function (GO): palmitoyltransferase activity
Source: RefSeq, a predicted model, not a curated record